This is a messenger RNA of Fusarium odoratissimum NRRL 54006, 760 nucleotides long. RefSeq lists its product as uncharacterized. The record is from RefSeq and is a predicted model, not a curated record. The coding region runs from base 154 to 531 and encodes 125 amino acids. NCBI's taxonomy places the organism in Eukaryota, Fungi, Ascomycota, Sordariomycetes, Hypocreales, Nectriaceae. The transcript is spliced from 4 exons.
ACAGGAUGCAUAAUAUAUACCCACGGAGCCGGAAGCCGUGACCUCUCAUCAGCAGACAACUAUAAAACCAGCUGAACGUCUCCUGCUUUCCUAUCCAUAGCACCGAGCAUCUUCAUCUUACUCUUCAAACAACUUUGCACAAAGACAUCCAAAAUGCAGCUCAUCAAUCUCUCCGCCCUCGCCCUUUUUACUACUUCCGCUCUGGCAGCAGACUGCUUCGGUAACAGGCAAGAUGGUAUCGAGCGGUUUGAGCAAGCAUACUGGGAUGCUCGCCAGAAGAUGUGCAGCAACUCAGACUGCACCUACCAGCAGGGCUGCACCACCAAGGGCUCAAAGACCAUCAAGGGACUAGCCUCUAUCACCGUCAAUGUCGAACUGAGCCGCAAGAACACUGGUGGCAAGAAGGGUUUCAAGGAUUGCUGGGAUGCUACUGAGAAUAUCAUCAACCAGUGCGUCAAGGGGACUCACCAGCUGAGUGGAACUUGGGAGUACAACGGUCAGCUGUAUCAAGUCAACGGAUACUACUCUUAAACCAAGGCAACGGGUUCGACAUGAUCGGGGAGACAGAAACGAGGGAGAAGGGAGACCCAUGUGGUCGUUAAGCGAUGACUUGAGACAGUUCCUGGGAUAUGUCUCGUUCAUGUGUAUACCGCCGACAUGUUGACUGUGGCCCGGCACAACAUGACAAAGUGUUGGAACAUGAGCAUCGUACUUCUAGCUCUGACAUAAGACAUCAACAUAAAGAUUUGGAAAUUCGAGU